AUGUGCCUAAGCGAUGCGGUGCUGGAUCUGGCCCUCGGCUACCUGGAUUCGGACAGUCUCGUUGCUUGCCAGGCCACCUGUCGUGCCGUCGGUAAUGCAGCUCAGAGCGACGAUCUCUGGCGGAGCAAGUGCCUUGAGGACUGGGGCGAAGAGCGCCGCGUGCGCCCAGAGCAGAGAUCUGAGCUGGUAUCCACCUUCCUGGAGUCUUGGCGUGCUUGGCGCAGAGCGUUCAACAGCUACCACCCUGCUGACGUGAAACGAGUGGCCAUGUGGUGGGCAGGAGUGGAGGCAUGGAUGUCCCGGAACCUCCCUGAGGUUUUAGGGACCUUGAAUGCCGGUGUAUCUGAGCAGGAGCUCGACACCGCGGAAGAGGCGCUAGGCUGGCCUCUCCCGACCCACCUCAGACUGCUGUAUCGCUUCCACAACGGCCAGUGGCUGCCCUGGGACGAGAAGCUGAUCAUACCCGUGGGUGUGGACGAAGGCCGGCCUGAGGUUCUCCCUAAGGUCGUCGGCAGCGGCAUGUCUCUCGGGCUCUUGGGUGGCUACUGUUUCUACCAACGCAUGACCACCUCAAAGCUCUUCUCCCUACAGAGGGGCGUGGUCGGCGGCCUCGUCACUGACGCUUCGUUCGAUGGAGACAAUCGUGGAUACUUCGAAGCAUGCGCGAACCGCUGGGGAACCGACCUGGACACGAUCCGCGCGAGGGGAGGGUUUCUGCUGGCGGCAGGGCCCCAAAUGAUGAAGAGGACGUGGGUCGGCAAGGACGGCAAUGUCCGCUUCGACGGGAAGAGUGGCUCACUCAUGGGAGUGUUUGACGCGGCCCCUGUGGUGCCCCCCUCUCCUAAUCCCGAUGGUGCUCCCGGUAGCGGUGCCGGCAAUGUAAAGCGCCGCCAUAGAGGGGGGAAUCUGAUGACCUGGCUCGAGGAGUAUUUAAGGCGCCUGCAGUGCGGCCACUACAUGGUGCGGUCGAAAUGGCGCGAGUCUAUCCGACGGGCGGGCGAAGCGGUACCAAGGUCGCACCUGUUACGCGGUGUGUGGCUGUUCCCUGCGGAAGGAGGCGAUGGCUGCGUCACGGAUGUAACCCAGGGGGUGGAGGUUCAAGUUUCCCCGGCUCUCGCGCCGGAGGAGUGUGCAGAUCGGUCGGAUCUGGUGUGGGCGUAUUCUGUGCGGAUGCAGCUGUUGCGGGAUCACCCUUCCCGACCACCGGCCAUGUCCUCAUGCCAGCUUUCCACGCGGCACUGGGAGAUCGACGGACCUGAUGGCUUCCAUAGGGAAGUCUCCGGGGAUGGCGUGAUCGGGAUGCAUCCUACCCUGCGGGUAGCAGCUCCUUCCGCCGGGGAUGUUCGGGGCGAGGAAAAUGCCGGAUUUUUCGAGUAUCAAAGUAUCACCACUUUGGAAAGGACUCCAGCAGAUCACCCUUCUCCCGCAGGCACCAUGGGAGGCCACUUUAGCUUCACGCCGCGCGACCUCAAUUCGCCGAGAGGAGCUCAGUUCAACGCCCGCGUGCCCACGUUUCACUUGGUGGAGCCCACGUUCUUGUAUUAGGUUGUCGGCGCAAUUGUCGAAGAUGCCGUUUCCUGGUGAACGCAUUUCCUAAGAGCCGACGGGGUGUACAUUGCACAUUCUCACCGAAUACGGUGGAUGUCCAGAGUACGGGCCUCUAGCACUGGCUCUGCCUGUUGUUUGUGUCCAAAGCUCAUGCUGUGGCGAAACCGGUUGCUCAUCGAGUCUUCGCCCUGCUUACCAUACAUCAGGAAUAUGUACACAGUGUGGUCAUUUUAGUUAUCUUUGCUUGUAUUGCGAGGAAGGCAACAUAACUUUUUUGGUGUGUGUUUUCAAUUGCCUUUUGUAGCAAGACGUGCAGGAUGUGAUGUGAUUCUGGACCAAGAGAGCGGUUAAAGUACGUUGUUCGUCUGUGUGUUCCCCUGCACCAAGGUUGCGUUUUUCAAGGUGCUGGUGGGCGCCGGCGUUUGGGCGAAGCCCAUGGUUUUCGUUUUUUUUUGCAACCGAGGAUACGUCCUACUAACAGCUUCUUUCCAACUCUUGGAGAGUAGACGGGCGGGGUGGGAUUCGGGAAGAUCGGAACAAUCAGGCCAUCUAACAUCGGGGGCGCUUGGU
Messenger RNA from Ectocarpus siliculosus, 2118 nucleotides. The record is from the annotation of a GenBank genome assembly. Lineage: Eukaryota; Phaeophyceae; Ectocarpales; Ectocarpaceae.